UUUUGAUUUCCCGCCAAAUGCAUCGCCAUUUUUUGUUUUAUUUAUUUCAUUUGGUUGUGUUCCGAAUGAAUUAGUGAUGUUAUUUCUGCUGAAUGGUGUAUUUAUAAAACAUGUUGUAGACUAUAUUAAGUAAUGUACAAUGCUUUGUCCGUGAUUAUGUGAUUUAAGUCAUCAAAAGUGCAGUCAAUAUGUCUAUGAAAAAAGGUGUAUCAAAAUGUAAACUUGUAGCGAAACUUGUGACCGAAGAAGAAGGGCCUUGCGCGUUUUGCCAGCGAGAUGUGGAUGACGAAUUGAUAUAUGGCAAACUAUAUGCCAUUGGCAGCAUAAAAUGCCACUACUUUUGCGUUUUGUUAUCCUGCUGUAUGGUGCAGAAUGGGAGGGAUAAAGAUGGACUGUUUGGGUUCCUCUACCCGGAUAUCUUGGCUGAGAUCAAAAGAAGUAAGAAGCAUAAAUGUUCAUACUGCAACAAAGAGGGUGCCACACUAGGCUGCUGUGUGGCGCAGUGCCGCAAACAGUUCCACCUGCCGUGCGGGAGGGAGAAGGAUGCUGUGUCCCUCUUCUAUGGAUCUUACAAGUCAUUCUGUCAGAGCCACACGCCCAAACAGAAGAUAGCAGAUGAUGUCUUGGUCAAAGCUAAAGUCAGGAUGCAAGCGGAGAGGAAGCGACUGGCGCUCGUGAAAGCAGGCGUGGCCGUUGAGGAUCCUAGUGAUAGUGAUAGCGAGUGCGUGUGUGUGAUCUGCUACGAGCGAGUGCGCGGGUUCGCGACGCCGCAGACCUUCUGGCCGCCGUGCUGCGCGCGCGACGCCUGGUUCCACAGGGCUUGCAUGCAGCGGAUGGCGCUGAGCGCGGGCAUGCAUUACCUGAAGUGUCCGCUGUGUAACGACCGGGAUCAGUUCUACGAUGCGCUCGUCAGCCAGGGAUACUACGUGCCGGACAGAGAUGCAGCGUGGGAGUUGGAACAGAACGCCUUCGCAGAUAUCUACGAGAGGCCGCUGCGGUGCACCGUCGAGGACUGCUGCUGUCCCGAGGGCAGGGAAUAUGAUUCAGAGUCGGGCAGCAUGUGGGAGUUGCAGCUGUGCCUGGCGUGCGGCGGCGGCGGCGCGCAUGCGCGGUGUCUGCGGCGCGCGCGGCGGCUGUGCGCGCUCUGCCGCGGGGUCGCUGACCUCGACGUCUUGGCUGAUGCGCUGGAGGCCGAGAUAGUGAAGGAGCAAGAGCGGGCGAGCGUGGCGGAGCGGCGACCCAUCAUGCCGCCGCGGAUGUCGCUGCGCAGGACCAAGCCCGCUAACAACUGCGCAAGUACAUCAAAAGCUACUAUAUUGAUGACUAAAAGUGAAUCGGCCACAAGCCGUGAAGAUCUCAAUUUGAAGACGCCGAAACGUCAACAAACAAACGUAACCACAUUAAACGACAUUCAGAACAGGAUUCUGUCACCGACAAAAAUUUUAGAGCAUCCAAUACAAGAUAAAUCACAAAGCAAGCUUUCAGGACACGAGAAAGAUAUACAAAAUAUGUUGCUGUCACCGAGUAAAGUUAUACAACAGUUGUAUGAAAAGAUAUCAGCAUACAAUGUUGAUAGUUCACUGGUGGAUCGAGUGAAAGAAGUGUUCAGGAAGCCUAAACCAAUGAGUGUCAAGAGGAAGAUUGUGGACAACUUACUGGACAACAUAGUGAACAACUUUGUCAAAGAGAACGCGAGGAGUAUGCCAGCCAUAGAGUGGCCUUCGCCAAAGAAAUGUUUGGCGGACACACCAGUUGCAUUGGAGGAUAACAUAAUAAGAAGAUCGAAGGGAAUCAUGAACAGUCCAUACAAGUCUCCAGUACACACGCCUAAAAAACCCACAAAAUGUGAAACUCACAGUCCGUUCAAAUCCCCUAAGGUGACUCCGAAAAAAAUGGAAAAUCAUGACUUCGAAAACAGAACUCCACGUAAAACAGAUUACUGUAGUGAUACACCGAAUAAUGAUGAUAACUUUGAGGUAAAUCCCGAAAUUGCGUCCGAUGAUGAAUCGUCUAGUUCCACUUUCAGAUUGCCUCCAGAAUUUAUCGCAGACGACAGCAACGACUACCUGCCAAUCUUCGAAACGCCUAAACUCAAAACCGUCGACAUACAAAAAGACUCCAGCCUGGAAAUAUCCGAAAAUGACGAGGUAGUCAAAGUCAAAGUUAUGAAAAUGGAGGACAUGUGUGAAAACAAUGAUUUUAUCAAGAAUUUGGACAUCAAAAGUCCGGUAACAAGUAAAAAAUGCGCUUUAAAAUAUAGCCCUAUAAACAAAGAGACUCUAGAAAAAGAUAAGGGUGGUUUUGAUGCGGAAUGUUUUAAAAAUAGGUAUUUGUCUGAAGUGUGCAGGGAUUUCAAAUGCAACUUCAGGCAUAAUCAUAAUGAAACACCUGAAAAACGAUCGACGAUUAAGACUGCUAUAGAUUUUGCCGUGGAAGCGUCCAAUGAGAGGAAAAGAUCUAGAGAAAAUUGUGAAAAUGUUCCUAAAAAGAAGCGGAAAAUGAGCUCGAAUGAUAAAGUACGAAUGAAGAAAAAUAAUAAGAAACAUAUUAAAACUAGUACAGAUAUUGAAGUGACAAACGCUCAAGACAAUUUGAAACUCUCCGUGCAAGGCAAAAGAAAGAAGAAAAAAACAAAAGUCUCUAUAAAAGAUAAAGAAAUAAAAGUGAAAAUUCAGUGGAAAAAGGAAAGAUUGCAAGUGAAGAUUACAGAAUCGAAACAUAAACAAGCAAGUCCGAAAUUGAAGCAAUAUGUUUUGAAAUAUGCAGAUGCUAUGUUGGAAAAUCCUAAAUACGAUGUUAGUCCCAUGAAAAGGAAGUAUGUGAAACAAGAGAAAUCUCCGGAUAAUUUGAAACAGACGUCGAUACAGAGUUUCUUCAAAGUUAAACUCCCCAAACAGGAAUAAAAAGUAUCCAAAAAACUAUGUGUGAUAUGAAAAUCAUCAGCCUUGUUCCUUUUGUUAGGGAGUUGCAAAACAUCUAUAAUACCAAGAGGUAAGAUACGGGCCCCGAGGUGGAUCCUUUAUGAGAAGUUUCAACUGUUUCAAUCAUAGAUCAACAAAAUGAAAAUAAAUAAUAAAUUGUUUCAUGCAUGUAUUUAAUAAGUACUUUGUAGAGUACCUACUUUAGUUCCAUGGUUUCAUUUUAAUAAACACUACUAAAAACUCGUAAGGACGUUUCUGUGUUUGUUAUACUGGACGCGACCAAUGACUACUUUUUAUAAGUGUUAAUACUACUUAAUGUUACUUGAACAUAGGAUCUAUCCAAGGUAUCGUGUCAUAUCACUUUGUAUGUGUAUAGGUAUUUUGUUACAUAUAAAUUACAUUUAUACAAUUUAUUCAAGUUGUAAAAUGUAAAGGAAAUGUUUUUGAACUGUUUUCAGAACUUUUAGAUUUUUAUCAUCUUUUUGAAUUUCGCGCCAUGUUUGCCAGCACUUUUUGGUUAUCUACUAAUUUAGUAGUUUUUCAAUAACAUUACAUCAUGUUCAAUAUUUUAAAUCUAUGUACUAGUGUUUAUAUAUAAGUUAUGACAUAUUAAGAAUACGGUGUCUAUAGCUACUAGUAAUACUUAUCAUAAUUCACAAGUUUAUAUUUCACAAGUCUUAAUUUGAAACACAUAUUUUAACAAAAAUAAAUCAUACAUUAUACACUUUCUACUUUACCUGUCGAUAUAAAGUAUUUUACUGUAUACUUUUUCAUGCAGAAAUGUUAACUAUUUUUUAUUGGUAGGUUGUCGUCACUGCUAUACUAUUCGCAAAUGCAUAAUGUUACAGAAUAUUACUUUUUGUAUGUAUUGUUAAUUUUAUGUUAAGAGUUAUUAUGUAAGUUAAAUAAAGCAUCACAAUGAAA
Messenger RNA from Plodia interpunctella (Indianmeal moth), 3845 nucleotides. RefSeq lists its product as uncharacterized. The coding region runs from base 189 to 2903 and encodes 904 amino acids. The transcript has 12 exons. The record is from RefSeq and is a predicted model, not a curated record. Gene Ontology annotation, cellular component: nucleus. Lineage: Eukaryota; Metazoa; Arthropoda; Insecta; Lepidoptera; Pyralidae.